Molecule: messenger RNA, 2912 nt
Organism: Gambusia affinis (western mosquitofish)
Lineage: Eukaryota; Metazoa; Chordata; Actinopteri; Cyprinodontiformes; Poeciliidae
Gene: zw10
Product: zw10 kinetochore protein
Exons: 17
Coding region: 108-2468 (786 amino acids)
Biological process (GO): mitotic cell cycle; mitotic spindle assembly checkpoint signaling; endoplasmic reticulum to Golgi vesicle-mediated transport
Cellular component (GO): chromosome, centromeric region; nucleus; RZZ complex
Source: RefSeq, a predicted model, not a curated record
CCUCCACCACAGAAGAAGUAGCGGAGUCUGGUUGUACUUAGCGCGGGUGGGCUGUUACUGCUGAUGUGUCGUCGUGUUGUUCAAACAUUAUAACAUUACUCUGCAGUAUGGCUUCGUUUGUUACCGAGGUUCUCGCCAGCUCCGGGAAGCUGGAGAAAGAGGACCUGGCCAGCAAAAUAACCAGGAUGUCCAGGAAGGUGGAAGAUACCAAGGAGGAAGUGUGCGACAUGAUAAACAAAAAGUACAGUGAAUUUCUCCCAAACCUUCAAGCAUCAGAGGACCUGAUGCAGCAGGUUGAUAUGGUCUCGAAAGAAAUGGAAACUCUUAAAAACUGCAUUGAAUUUGAGGUGCAGCAGAACAUCCAUGUGGCAGUGAAUGAAUACAGUAAGCUGAAGCAACAGCUGGAAAAGAACGCUAUGAUCAUAAAAAUGCUUGAACAUUUAAAAGAGUUUCACAGUGCGAUGGAAGACUUCAACAAAUCACUACAGGAGAAAAAGUAUGUUGAUUCUGCCACCCAUCUGGAAAAAGCAUGGAAAAACAUGGAUUUCCUGAAGGAUUGGAAAACAUCCCAAGUGCCUCUGCUUAGUUCCCUGAGCUCUGAGCUGACAGUGCAGAGAGAGAAUUUAAUUCACCACCUGGGAGAUGAGUGGAAGCGCCUCGUCGUCUGGAGAGUACCGUCCACAAAGAAAUCUGCCGGUCCAAAUACCUACCAUAAGGUAGAACUGGUGCUGAGUGAAACCUACAGUAAAGAUCUUGAGCAGAAGCCAACCCCUCUGCUGUGCUCCGUCCUGCAAGCUCUAUCGAUCCAGGGAGACCUUCAGAACAAGAUCAAACACUUCAGUCAGGUUCUGUUGAAGAACAUACUGAAGCCUCUGGUUAUGUACGCAUCCCUUGAGCUUAUUGUAUCCGAGCAACAUGGUGAGGGAACCACUCUGGGCCUGGAGUGUUUAGAGGAGGAGAACAAGGAGCGAUCCACUCCUUCUCAAGUCUACAAGAAACUACUUCUCUUGUUAAAGACCCUUCACAUGCACCUGCUGGAUGUUUCCAUUGGAGAUAAAAAGCUCUCUGCUAUCUUUGGAGAGUUGAUUUGGGAGGAAAUGUCAAAGUGCAUCAUCCAUGACUGUCUUGUGUACUCCAUACCCACCAACAGCAGCGAGCUUGAAAGAUACAACAUUGUGAUUAAAGAGACGGAAGCAUUCGAGGAGGCUCUUAAGAAUAUGGCGUAUCUGCAGGUCGAUUCCACAGAUCUCCUCAAAUACGCCAGAGACGUCAACUGCCACUUUGCCAGCAAGAAGUGCAGGGACGUCAUCGUAACAGCGCGCAAGCUAAUGACCUCCAAGAUGCACAACACGGUUAAAAUCAGCCCUGAGUCGAAACUGCAGCUGCCCAAACUGCCUCCUCCCGGUUCAGAGGUGAAAGUGAAGCAGGAGGUGGUGAAGGAAGAGGUGUCGAUGGAGAACUCCAAGCAGUUGUCUGCUUGCAGUCUGCGUCUUCCAGCCUGUCGCAUCAGCGAGUCUGUGCAACAGCUGAUGGAGCUGGCUGUCAACACACUGCGUGAAGCUGUAGGAAGCUCCACUCAGUGUGCCUUGCAGCUCUUCUUCACUGUGAGAAACAUUUUUCAGCUUUUCUAUGAUGUUGUUCCGACGUACCACAAGGAGAACCUACUCAAGUUUCCCCACCUUGCUGCUGUCCAGCACAACAACUGCAUGUACUUGUCGCACCACCUGCUAACACUGGGGCACCAUUUUCGAGCCCACCUGCCGCAGCCCCUCAGUGAGGGCGUCGCAACUUUUGUUGACAUGGUGCCUGGAUUCAGAAAACUGGGUGCUCAGUGCUUUUUGGUCCAGCUGAACGUCCAGAGAGCUGAACUCCUUGAGAGACUGUCCACGGCUCACAACUUCUGCAACCUGGAUGAUGAGGACAACUACACUGCAGCCAGCAAAGCAGUAAGACAGGUGAUUCAUCAGCUGAAGCAGCUGGGAACCGUGUGGCAGGACGUGCUUCCUGUCAGCAUCUAUUGUAAAGCCAUGGGCAACCUGCUCAACACGGCCAUCACAGAAAUUAUUACUAAAAUCAUGAUGCUUGAGUUUGUAUUAUUCUGUAUGGAACCUCAUGAAGCAGUUGCUGGUGGAUGUGAAACAAAGGACAUUUCCUCUGAGGACGGAGAGCACCUCCAUACCCUGUGCCAGACCAUCAUUGAGGAAGGCCCACUGGUUUUCAUUCCCCUGGCUGAAGAAAACAAAAAUAAGAAGUAUCAGGAGGAGGUGCCGCUCUACGUGAAGAAGUGGAGUGCUUUCAAGGAGCUUGUCAUAGUGCUACGAGCCAACCUGCAAGAGAUCGUUGACAGAUGGACUGAUGGUAAGGGUCCCCUGGCUGUAGAGUUCUCCAGUUCGGAGGUGAAGAGUCUGGUCCGAGCUCUCUUUCAGAACACUGAGAGGAGAGCUGUUGCUUUAACCAAGAUUAAAUAGACUAUUGGGAAAAACAACAAAAGCACCAAGCUGAUUGUGUUGCACCUUUUUUCUGUGUGGAAAAUCUGACCUUACUUUUACUCAUUGUUUUAUGUAAAACCUUCACCUGCAUGAGAGACUAACAGAUUGCUUAAGAAAGGAGAUGGUGCUGCGGAGUGUUAUUCAUGCACAAAACUUCUGUACAUUUCACUGCCUCAGUUGUGAAGCUUUGGUUUUUGUUUAGAAGUUUUCAUAUGUUCACAUGAUGAAAUUUCCAGUUAAUUAAAUCUCAGCUUAGUUUUCUUUUCAAGUUCUGUUCUUUUCUGUACAUAUGUCAUUUUACAAAACUGUUUAAAUUUAACAUCCAGGAAGUGGUAAAUUUCUUGCAAAUGACAUGAAACUGAACUUUUCUGUAAUGUAUUUAUUAUUCCUUUAAAUAAACCAAAAUACUUUGCUUCUCUUCAA